Messenger RNA from Teleopsis dalmanni, 1667 nucleotides. RefSeq lists its product as uncharacterized. The transcript is spliced from 2 exons. NCBI's taxonomy places the organism in Eukaryota, Metazoa, Arthropoda, Insecta, Diptera, Diopsidae. The record is from RefSeq and is a predicted model, not a curated record. The coding region runs from base 1 to 1392 and encodes 463 amino acids.
AUGGAUACGUCUAAUGAACAAACUAAAGGGGAUGAUGCUACCCUUAUCGCAUCAAACACUACUGCUGUCGGGCAGGGAAUUAACAACGACCAGUCGACUGUUGUGUCACAGGUCAGUGAACCUUUUGCAGAUGGUGCUGUUGGGCACAUCUGCAAAAAUAUACACGCUGUGGAAAAUAUUGUUUUUCCACAGUAUACUGAUGCUAGCAGCACAGAAACUGAAGGGUCUGAUGCUGCCUCUAUUGACAUUGACGGAGUCAGUCUCUGUUCUCAACAGUCAGGUGCUACUGUUGUCAAUGUUUGUAUGAAAGGGAUCAGUUUACAUGACCAGAAGGGUUUUGUGAAACUGAACUCAAUGCAGAAGAGGAGGUUAAAGGCUUACAUGAGUCAGGGACACUCUAGGGAUGUGGCCCUAGACAUGGUUUCUAAACUUCCAACUCGUGCGCCAGCUAAAAGGGCUUUAUCUGACGACAUGGUCAUGCCAGCUGGUAAGAAACCAAAACAAAACACCUCGAUUCAGGGAUCGAGUAAACCCUCUUUCAGCCAAGUAGCCAGUCAGGCCAAGGGGAUCAAAUUAGGAUUUGUUCCUUUUGAUUUGGCUAAGUGCCCCCUAAACAGGGAACAGACUGCACACCUACAGGAGGCUAUAAUUGAGACUGCCAUAGAGUUGGCGUCUGACGAGGUUAAACCAGAAUUUGAAGGUUGUUUCCCUCGUACGGGAUGGCUCAUGAUGGUGUGCACAAAUAACCAAACGGCUGAAUGGGUCCGUAAAAAUGCGGCAGCUAUUGCAACAAAGGCUAAACUGGGCGCCAAAGUGGUUGAAGAGUCGGAGUUUCCAAAAACACAUCUGGUGCGAGGAUACUUCCCACACAGUUGCGAUUUUGAAAAUACCAAGGUUCUUGCCACAAUUGAGGCCCAGAACAGGAUUAAAGCAAGCACCUGGAAGGUAUUACAGCGGACCGCAGAAGGUUCACUGCUCCACAUCGUCUUUGCUGUCGACGAUGCAUCCUGGAACUCACUGGUCCAGAGUGGAGGUAGAAUUGCAUAUCGCUUCAGCCAUGUCAAGCUACUGCUUAAAACUAACAGUAUGACAAAGGAGGGGCAGCCAGAACAACGGCCUGUGGAACAAAAGGUUCCAAAUAAACUCCAGAUCACAAGGACGGAGAAACAGAAAGUGGAGCACGUGGUCCCACAAUCAACACUUACGUCUAUUGUGAAUCCAAAUGAGGCCCCAACUACUAGUAGAGCCGCCAUUCAAAAAAGGCUUUGGAUGCGGCCACCUGUGGGUGGAGCAUCAACAGCUCCAAAAGAGCGCCAGAAGGAAAAAGGGCCACGAAGAGCUCGACUUCAAAAGGAAGUCGAACGCUCUCUCAAUAAAACUCAACAAAAAUGAGCACCAUAGGGGUGUUACAGGCGAACCUGCACCACGCGAAAGGAGCAUCGGCUACCUUGUGCAGGACCUUCGCCACAAAAGGACUGGCCAUAGCGUUUAUCCAGGAGCCAUGGACAGUCGGUGGGCAUAUAAAAGGCCUUCAACAUCAAUCAAAUUUCAUCCAGAGGGACUUGGUGUCGGCCAUUUUUGAGAUCCCGACGGAGUGCGGAACACGAGAGAUCGUGAUCGCAUCGGCCUACUUUCCAGGCGAUGCAGAUGAAGCACCACCUGAAGCA